AUGGAAACCUGCUCCUGUCCCGGCAGCCACCGGCGCAUAGGGCGCGCUCUGUAGUUCCGUCAGCGCGCCUGCUUCAAUAUCGGAUCCCUCCGCGGAAUGAGACGCGAUGCUACCGCCUUCCGUUCUGUACUCCUCCGCGUGUGUUGCCGCCAUCUUGAGGGGGACACAAACUUUUGCAAUUUAUUAAAUAAUUAAGAAAUCGUAACGCUCGUAUAUCGGAGGGCGGCCUGGGGCAGGAGUAGAGCGGGCACGCUGGCUGCCUCCGCUGGCGGGAACCACGAUGGCGUUGGACCUGGGGAAAAGAUUGUUAGAAGCUGCUCGCAAUGGAGAAGAUGAUGAAGUCCGUCUGUUAAUGCAGAACGGGGCUCCUUUUACCACCGACUGGCUUGGAACAUCCCCAUUACACCUGGCUGCUCAGUACGGCCACUUCUCUACAGUCAAAGUGCUGCUCCAGGCAGGCAUCAGCAGGGACGCCCGAACAAAGGUGGACAGGACCCCACUGCAUAUGGCAGCAGCUGAGGGACACGCCCAUAUAGUGGACCUGCUCAUCAAGAACGGAGCGAAUAUCAACGCCAAGGACAUGUUAGAAAUGACCGCUCUGCACUGGGCCACGGAGCACAACCACCAGGACGUGGUGGACCUGCUCCUCAAGAAUGGGGCAGACGUCCAUGCCAAUAGCAAGUUUGGGAAAACCGCUUUUGACAUUGCCCUGGAUAAAAACAACCCCGAACUGCUUAUUAUGUUACAAGAAUCCAUGCAGGGCAAUAUCCGGGUACAACCCAUGAGGACAAACGCCAUCACUGGCUCGUCUCCGCACUUCAUUCUGACACAAGGGGAUCUGGCAAACCUGUCCAACCUGGUGUCUACAGCCAACAUGAAGUCCGUAGCAGCCAGAAAUGGAGGGAACAUUCAUAUCACUAACUCCAAUUCUGUGCUGGCCACCCUGGCAGCGCUGGCAGAGGCGUCCUCGCCCCUCUUAGGGUCUGAUGGUACUGGAAAUUCCACUACCGAAGUCGUGUCCAUGGAUGCUGCGUCUGUCAGGCAGAUGGUGGAAAAUGGAGGCCAGAGAGUGAUAACGAUCGUCACAGAUGGCGUUCAGCUGGGCAACCUGCACGGAGGGUUCUCCACAGACCACAUCCGCCAUCCACUCUUGGUUACCAUCCAGAACGGAGAUCAGGUUGUUGCAAUACCGGAGGAGGACGUCAUAGAGGAGGUGGUGACCGAGGUGGAGGCUCCUCCUGCCAAGAAGGCCAGGACAGAAGAGGCUGAAGCAGUCGCAGAAGAGAAUACGGAUAGUCACGAUGAAGAAGCCCGGAAAAUGUUACAACAACAAUUGCAUGAAGCCAACUGCAGAGCCCGUGAAUACAGACAGCAGCUUCUAGAGAAGGAACAGGAGGCUGAGGGCUACCGGGUAAAACUGGAAAACCUGGCACGCCAACACAUCAAUGGGGACAGCUUUGCACUGUUGGAGGACGGAGAUACAAUCAUAAUCUCCACAGAGGAACUGGAAGGGACGGAAGUUACGGAGAUAGAGACAGUGGAACAUCACUGUGACAUUCCCAUGGAAGGUGUUGCUCUGUGACCGAGGGGUUUUGUAAAUAGGGAACUUUCCCUCAGAUUCCGGGAGAGCUGCCAGAGGCACGUGGUGCGCCCUCAGCUGAAUGAUUGAAGAACUGCAGCUCUCAUCUAGGCAUGCACAGACUUGGCAGCAGUGAAACCGGAUUCCAGCCCUGCCAGUGUUCUCAUUGCUGUACCAUGUUUUUGCAUGGCCUCCAUGCCAGAUACCUCCUGGCUGCCUCUGGGCUCUCCUGAAAAAUAUUCCCCUGUCUGCGCAUUAAAAUGCAACCCGUAUAACGCGAGUUCUGUGCAGCAGUGCUUCAGGGAGUCACUCGUUUCUUCGUCGUGGUUGGAUAUCCACAGGCCAACGCCUUUUUGCCUACAACUUAUUUGUUUAAUAAUGUAAAUUGACAUAUCUAUAAUCCUUUAUAUUUAUAUAUUCUCACCAAGUGCUGACUCUCAUUCCGUACUUUCCAGUUGUUUUUUUAUUUCCCCCUUGUACCCUUAUGUGCAGACACAUUCUCCAUGACGCACCGCUGCUUGCACUACCCUCUACGCUGUGCUCUUGCGUUACGUAGGAAGAACGUUUAGGUGGAUACCUUAAAGGCUAAAAUUAAAAUACUUGUUAAAAAAAAAAAAAAAAAAAAGGGUGUUUGUCACCUUUGCAAUGCAUGUAAAAAUCCGCACACCCAGGGCUGCUAUUGGCUUAUUCACAAUACAGGAUGCUGCAUGUGUUCUUAUAAUUAUUUUUUAUCCAAAAUAUUGUAGACUGGUUAUUCUAUCAUGCUCUCAAACGUAGUCAUUUUGCGUUUUUUUUUCCUCCACUUACUGUGAGGAACACUAAACUGUCUUGAGUUCCAGGGGUUUUCAGAAAAAUGAGGUGAAGUGUUUAUUUUUUUUUUUUUUGUAAAUCUUUAUAGAUUUUAAACUCUGGGUACAAGCAGUUGGUGUACUGAUUUUAUCCCUGUAGGAAGAACAUCCAAUGAGCAGAGUCCUAGUUUGAUGCUCCAUCUUAAACCAUUAUUUUUUUUUCUCUUCGUUACCCUCAGAUGAGGAUUCUAGUAGAGAUUGAAGAUUUUGUCAGUAACCCUCUGAGCCGUCAGUGUUCUGGAACCUCACUUUGGCAGCAGGUCUUACCCCAAUUUUGUAGCCUUUGGCUAGUUCAUAGCAGAACAACUUGGACAAAGCUGUAGAGCGUAUCCCGUCCGGAACAUCACCCCCGGUUCUGUGCAGUCAGGAAAGUGCUAUUAGCGGACAGCAGAGUGACAUGAGAUGUCCGGGCUUUGAAGCAUGGAGAAAUGAAUUAGUGAGCCGUCUGUGUAUCUAGCUGGGGAGGGAUUAUUUAUUACCUGUGUGAACCGAUGUCUGUACUUGGCUUUUCAGCAUUUGGAUAAAACUAAUUGUAAUCCAGGUUAGGCACAUCUGGUGCAAAUAGAACUAUACACUAUAUGGUAUGCGUACAUUUCUUUUUCCUGUUGGAUACAAAGUCUUUUUUUUAAACUUUUUUGAUUUUUAAGUUUUUAUAUACCUUCAGUUUGUAUGCUGAGCUUUUAUUUUUGUUUCUUUUACCAGUCAGGCUCAGGAUUAUUUACUCGUAUUCAGGAACCAGAAUUGACCUGUUGGUGUAGUGCACCGUAAGCAAGUGGGAAACUGUUUCCUGUAACUUAGUAGCCCCUUGGUUGUAGUAUUGCUGUUAUUAUACAAUGUGAACAAGUGGGAGGCAGUUUCCUGUAGUCUAGUAACCCCCUUGUAGUAUUGCUGUCACUAUACAGGGUAAGCAAGCGGGAGGCAGUUUCCCGCAGGUUAGUAUCACCCUGGUUGUGGUAUUGCUAUCACUAUACAGGGUAAGCAAGUGGGAGGCAGUUUCCCGCAGGUUAGUAUCACCCUGGUUGUGGUAUUGCUAUCACUAUACAGGGUAAGCAAGUGGGAGGCAGUUUCCCGCAGGUUGGUAUCACCCUGGUUGUAGUAUUGCUGUCACUAUACAGGGUAAGCAAGUGGGAGGCAGUUUCCCGCAGCUUAGUAUCACCAUGGUUGUAGUAUUGCUAUCACUAUACAGGGUAAGGAAGUGGGAGGCAGUUUCCCGCAGGUUAGUAUCACCAUGGUUGUAGUAUUGCUAUCACUAUACAGGGUAAGGAAGUGGGAGGCAGUUUCCUGCAGGUUAGUAACCCCCUAAUUGCAGAGUCUGUGAUUACUAUACAGGGCAAGGAAACAGAUUGGUUUGCAGUCGGCUUGAAUGCCUGUCUAACAUUGCAUGAUCCGAGAGGGGCAUAUAAAAUAUAUCAGGGGGGGGGGGGGGGAUUAUGAAGAGAGCAUUUUAACUUCUACAUCUUUUAAUUUGCUUUAAAUACUUGCUGUAUUAAGGAAAAGCAAAUGUUCUGCUUGCACAGUAAACGUAACAAGGUGUAAUCCUGGAUAUAUGCGCGUUCCUUUAUGGGUUGCUGUCAGUAUACAGACUGUAGGAUUCCCAUGGUCAGCGUCAUAGCGUUCACUCUGGAGUUUGGCAGCGCGUAUGUCAGUCAGGCACUAUUGCAUGCGCCUCAAAGGGGGCAUGUCCUUAAGAUCUACUUUUCAGGGGGGCCCCUGGCCGGCUGUUUCAACUUGGCACCGCCAUAAGUGCAGGAUGCGGUGCCCUGCUAAAACUGCCUGGUGUGAACGCUAAGUAGGGGGUGGGUCUAAGGAUAGGCUGCGGGCAGGGAUGGUUAGGGGUAGAGUUUAAGUAGUUUGGGAACUGUCAGGAUGCUGCGGUUGAAUUCCUGGCCAUAUGGAUUCUCACUGCCAGGAUUUUGUACCCAACCCCUAUAUAUGCAUUGUUGUUCUGCAGCCUGUGCUGCGCCUUACAUCCCUCACUGCUUAGCUGCCAGAGGAAAAGCCAUUCCCAGCAUCAGAUAUAUUCCCAAAUUGUGCGGGGAAAGCUGGGCUGUAUGACCUAUACAGAUAUGUGUAAGACAUGUUGGACAAUCUACCUCUAUAGACGAGAACAGGUCAUCCUGUGCUAUUAUAAUGCUUUAUUUCUUGUGCAUGAUCUGUUUUAAUCAUUUCAAUAUAUUUAAAUCGUAUAUUGCUAAAAUCUAACAUGGUUUUAUAGUAAGGUGGGGCAGGCUGCCAUUUUGGAGGCCGGAAGUAGGAACACCUGACCUCUAAGAGGCGUGAGGAACUAACCUAGGAUUUGAUUACAGCAGAUCUCUUGUGAUGCACCUGUGGUGAUCUAGAUAAAUGUGAAUCUGCGCUACUGCCGCGAUGUCGCUUCUUCUUAGUAAAUGCGAUGAAUAUUGGGCUGGGCCUCACAACUGCUGUCCCCCCCGCAUGUUGGUAAUGGGUUUUCUUUGUGUUUUGAGGAGCUUUUAAUUAUAGACUAAGGGUAAAUGCAAUUACAUGCAUACAUCAUGUUCCGGAACGGCACAUCAUAUUACCCUUCAAUAGCCAAUUUUUCCCUCACAACCGUGGAGGUGCGCGGGCAAGUCUGUGAUGUAUUGGGAUAAUUUGUAUGCAGUUGUACAGCGGCAUAUUGCCCCUACUUUAAUUGACCAACUUUUAACAGGCUGCAGGUUAGAGAGAGAAUAUUAUAACAUAAGCUGUAGCAAAAAUAUUCUAAUCCUUGAUUUUUUUUUUUUUUUUUUUUUUUCCCCCUUUCUCCUCCUUAUUGUAAAGAUUAAUUCAGUUUACUUGUAACAAAAUAAAUAUCAGUUUAGUGUCUUUCAAUUCCCUUUAGUUGGUGUAGCACCUGUUCUUUAUCUGGUUGUAAAUUUGUUUUUUUUCCAAUCAUCCCAGCCGAAAAAGAACUUUGUCUGUACGUGGACACUCACAGGGUGCCGAGCUGAGGGAUUGGCGUGCCCAUACGGAAUUAUAUUACUGCAGAACACAAAGGCAGAGCAGGACGGUUACUCGGCUCCGACGAAGUUCCCCCAAGCAGACGCUUGUUGCCAUGACAGCCUUUCAUAGCUCACUUAAUAUUCGUGACUUUGGUGGCAAUCACCCUUCAUUAACUCCUCACUGGCCAUCUCCUUCAGAACCAUCGCCGUAAACUGAGCCUUCACUCCUGGGGUUGUAGAAAGUAAAUUGCGGUUUAAAAAAAAUGCCCUUGAUUUUUUUUGGGGGUUCAGUAUGAUUUACCAACGGCCGGCAUCCCGGGCGUGGUGGUUCGCUACCCUCGCCACAGGUUCUGUUCCCACUUUAUGGGUGUUGUGGACACCCACGAGUGGGAAUAGCCCCUGUUCAACGAGAUUCCGGCUAUCUGUAUGGUCAGCUGUCGGGUUUCCGGCGUUCGUAUCCUGACUGCCGGCAAAUGGACUGCAUUCCGUUUGUUUAAAGCACAUUAAUACAGAGAAUAAGAUGCGUGCCUAAAGGGGGGUACACACGGAGAGAUCCGUGCUUAAAAUCUAAGCAAUCUUGCUAGAUUGCUUAGAUUUUAAGCACGGAUCUGCCGUGUGUAUGCCCUCCAGCGAUAGGGCCGCGCAUCGCUGUCGCCGAUGCUAGAUUGAGCUGCAUGCAGGCUCAAUCUAGCGGAUCGCUCACUUCACCGUUGUGUGAAGUGAGCGGCCCCCCCGUCGGCUUUCCCCCUCGCUCAGCACAUCGCGCUGUGCUGAGCGGGGUGAGAGAUGUGUGCUGAGCGGUCUGUGUUAAGAUCGCUCAGCACACAUCUCUCCCGUGAGUACCCCCCUUAAGUGCAAACCUGGGAAGUUUCCAGGUCAUGUAUAAUUGGAUUGUGUUAAUUAAUGUUUGUGUUUCACCUACAUCUAUACGAUUCUGAGGAUCUGACGUGAAACCUCUAUAUGACUGAAACCUGUAUCUUACCUCCUAUUUAACAAUGAGUCCAGUGUGAGUUUACAUUGCACGGCCACCCUACACAACCACAGCUCUGGAUAUUAAAACGGAAGGAAUUUUAGGUGUUUACAUGCCAGAGAAACCGGCAGUGUGUGUAUGUAUACUUUAUAUUGCCCUAUUUAUAUUUGUUAUAUGUAAGCCCCCCCCCCCCCCCCACCCACACACUUUUUUGGGGGGGAUUAACACAUUUUUGGCAGUUUGCAAUGUGUAUGUGUGUCUGCUAGUGAAGUGACCCCGUCAGCCGCUCCCCCCCCCCCCCCCAAAAGUCUCGUUCUCUGGAGCGGAUUCUGUUCCUUUAUAAACUCCACUGGCCCAAAUUGAAAUCGCAACUGCAAGCGACAGAUGGCGGUGGAUUGGCCUCAGUGUAACUUAUUGAUUCGCAAGCACGAGUUAAAGCAGGGGUACAUAACUUGUGGCUGCUGCGGAACUGCACAUCCCAGCAUGCCCUACCACAGUCUUAGCAUGCCAACAACAAAACGAAGGGAAUUCUGGGAUAUGUAGUUCCACAGCAUCUGGUGUUCCACGAUAAGACAUGCUUACUUUGUAUAUACAUAUAAAUGUCCUGCCACACCUCUUAACCAAUCGUAUGAUUGCAUAGAUCAGUCUUUAUCUGUUCCCCUUUGUCACUUGGUCAGGUUUCACAGCUUUAUGUACAGUGUAUAAUUAUUAUUAUUUGUUAUCCCAAGUGAAAUGUAAUGUACUCUUCCAUGGCAAAUGAUUCCUGUGCAAGCUACAUAAAGUAUUUUGUUAAUAAGAUGAGGUGAUGUUCGGUCUGUAUUCUAUACUUUUUCUACUAAUUUGUAAAGAAUUUUAUAUUUCAAUAAAAGACUUAUAUUUUGAACUA
Messenger RNA from Pseudophryne corroboree (corroboree frog), 7222 nucleotides. It is a transcript of the gene GABPB2, whose product is annotated as GA binding protein transcription factor subunit beta 2. The coding region runs from base 281 to 1582 and encodes 433 amino acids. Gene Ontology annotation, cellular component: nucleus. The transcript is spliced from 9 exons. The record is from RefSeq and is a predicted model, not a curated record. Gene Ontology annotation, molecular function: transcription cis-regulatory region binding; protein binding. NCBI's taxonomy places the organism in Eukaryota, Metazoa, Chordata, Amphibia, Anura, Myobatrachidae. Gene Ontology annotation, biological process: positive regulation of transcription by RNA polymerase II.